Molecule: messenger RNA, 1889 nt
Organism: Sodiomyces alkalinus F11
Lineage: Eukaryota; Fungi; Ascomycota; Sordariomycetes; Glomerellales; Plectosphaerellaceae
Exons: 2
Coding region: 275-1480 (401 amino acids)
Source: RefSeq, a predicted model, not a curated record
ACCAUCACCUCCUGACUCUGCAUCUAAUUACUUUCAUUUCACUCUUUCCAUGCCAAGCGGGGUCAGUUCUUGCUUCUUUAUACCCUAGCAGUUCCCUUCUAUGUAUUUCUAAAUCUGCCAUUCUCACCUUCUCACCUCCUUUUGACCUGCUCAUACAACGUCCGUCUAUACGCUGAAUCGACCUCCUCUCCCUUCUCACUAUAUCAACGUUUUCCAACCACAGGAACAUACCACCGAUCCAGGUAUCGCCCAUUUAUUCGUGGCAAGGCCCAGCAUGGAAAACUCGCCAUCUUGUAUCGAGUCACAACCAGACACGACGAGCUUCACUAAGCUGGAAGUUGAGGGCGCCGCCGACCAGAGCAACGGGAGGACAGUGACUGCCAACCGGCCCAAGGAUUGGUGCCCCCUAUUCGACCUUCUCAACUUCGACCUCCGUUGGCAGAUCUACCAACACGCCUUCGCCGGCCGCGUCGUGCACCUCUACCUCCUCUAUACCCGGACGCUGAAGUCGGAUUCGCGCUGGCGCAAAGCUCAUCAGCCCGUCGUGUCAUGGUAUCCGCAUUCCCCAGGCGGUCUGUCAACUCUCGACCUGCUCUCCGGCGAUCCGGACGCCAGCGCGGAGCAAGAGCAGUCUAGGCGCUGGCACUGGUGGGGUUGCGUCUGCCGCCUGGACGACGAGAUCUGCGUCGCACCGAGACGGCGCGGGAUGGAGAUGGGCCUCCCGGACCCUUGUCCCCAGGGUGUCUUCUUCCUAAGGUCGGGGUCGGAUCAACGAGACGCCACCUGUCUGGGGGUCAUGGGCUGGUUAACAAGCUGUCGUCAAGCGUACGAGGAGACAAUACAGCUACUCUACUCGAGCACCACGUUCAAACUGGAGCAGCGCCUCCAAGCCCUAUACUUCCCGCAGAUGCUACCCCAGCCGCAACGGAGCUGGCUAACGUCGCUGGACAUCCGAAUCACCGACUACGACGACUCCCUGCACGAAGCGAACAUGGUUGGUGCCACGGUCCCGACGCCGACCUCGCAAUCGACCAUCGAACUGAACGCGCUGGGCGGGCGGGAGCAGUACCGGCGCAUCCUGGCGUCGGCCGCGGCCUCUUUCCCCGGCCUGCGCCGGCUCCACCUCACCUUCGAGGGCUCGGUGCGUCCCAGCCCCGCGGGAGACUCGGACGACUCCUCCCAUUCGACAACCGGGCGCCUUGCGACGACGACGCUCGGGGAGAUGGAAGCAGACGAGUUGGAACCGGCCGUGCUGGGUCCCCUGGAUGCCCUCCCUGCUUCGGUGCAACGCCGCGUGGUGUUCUUCCGCUCUGUUUACGACGCUCUGCUGCAGGCGGCGCGGCAGAAGCAGCCGGUGGACGAAGAGCAGACGUGCGGAGGAGGGCCUGGGAGUUCCCGGGCGGGUUGGACCCGGUUUUGGAGGCGGCUGGAUCAGAAGGAGUGUGAGAGGGGCGGCUAUUGGAUCUACCUGCAUCGAUGAGUGCCUGCAUGGAUGAUUGGGAUGGGCCAUUUGGCCAUGUUGUGGGCAAUUCUUCGACUGUAUAUUGGCUCCGGGGUUUACAGGCCGCGGUAGUUAAUUUCACUGCUGGUCGGUGAUUUUGAUGGUGAGAGAGACUGGAUAAUGAGUGUUCCAGCAAACUGUGGUCGGUCUGUCUUGUUCAUGCGAGGAAGGGUGGCGUCUUUACCUAGUAUCGCAUCCCCCCUUUUCCGGGCGAUACCCUUGUUCAUACAUGAUACACCUUCAUAAUUGCUUCUUCUGUCUGAUUUUCUCUUCAUCAGUCAUCGCGUCGACAGGGCGAUAAAUCAUUGCUGUUUAUAUUUAUGCAACCUUAUUUGGUUCCGGCGAUUGUGGAUGAGACAUUCACUGGGAUCAAAAUGAUAUUCAGGCG